AUGAGCGAAAUCGAAGUUGAAGCCUCAGAGGUACCAGAUGGUAAACAAAAACGCAAGAAGGGAAAGAAAAAAGCGGAAAAGAAGUUCAAUGCACCAAUUGUGAUACCUUCUAGUACAAUGACCAAACAGGAAUAUCAGUCCCAAAUGAUGCUUGCUGCUUCACAGACUCAGUACCCAUUGGAUUCGUCUACGAAAUCUAAUUUAGUAUUAGGCGCAGGCAGCUCCAAGACGUUGAAAUCGAAGCCUAGCAAAAUUAAGUCAAAAUCUAAAAAUAUUUUACAAAGUUUCCUCCAGCUAACACAGGAUGAUGAGGAGUCGUACUCAUCAGGAUCUUCAACACCAGAAGAAGAGAAACAAGCUUCCAAAAAAAAGCACGUGACUAAAGGUAAAAUCGUGAAACUAUCUAUUGAUGAAGAUGGUAUUGACAUAGGUGCUGAGUUAGAUAAGAAACCGCCAAAGAAACCUAAAAAAGAAAAGAAAGGCAAAUCCAAAAAGGCUGGGAAAAUGGAGAAAGAAAAACCAGAAGAAGAAGAGGAAGAUAUAAUGCUUACAAUUAUGAAAUUACAACCCUCAGCGACAGCACCUUCUGAAAGUAUUACAGAAAAAGAGGAAGGCAAGGAAUCGAAAAAGAAAAAGGUUUCCAAUCGAAUAUUCCUAUUUCCUGUAUCUUUUAUAAAUUUAUUGUUACAGAAAAGCAGCGGCAAAAAGAAAAAGGACAGAAAUAUAACUCCUCAAAUGGCGGAACAAUUGAAAAUGGAAGCCGAACAAGAAGCGAUAAGACAAGCUGAAUUGGAAAAAAUAAGACUUGCGGAAGAAAGAUUAAUUGCGAUAGAGAAAGAGAAAAAAGAAACACUUGAAGCACAAAUUCGUGUAGAACAAUUAUCGAAAACAAACAAUAAUAUUCAGAAAGCACUGGAACAUUAUAGAGAGGCAACAAAAGCGGAAAGAGAAGAAGAAGAGUGGAAAUUGUUUGUCGAAUGCGGUAAUUUACCAAAUCCUUAUUUUUGUGAUCAAAUGAACACGUAUCUUCACAUAUGGGAAGAUGAAAUUGAAAAUACCAACGUAUCAGAUAUUUCUAUAAGAACAGAGAAUACUUUAAAGCUUAUCGGAAGUUUGGAGGAAUUAAUUACAAUGCCACCUGAAGCAGAUGACAAUAGUGAAAAAUUAAAAAAUUGGUUGUGGAUUCGUCAACUUUACAUCGAGCAUCAGCAAAUGAGUUUAGAUGUUGCGACUUACAGACUUCUUAGAAACGUUUCUAAAAAUUUGGUGAGACUUGAUAUACCGACAGCCGAUUACAAUUACAAGGACCCCUAUGUUACUUUAUGUCUAUGGUUGAGGGUACAGUUACCGACGCCUUUACCAAAUCCGAGAAGACCACCAAAGCCAAGAAUAGAUAUCACCUUCAAAAAUUUAAAUGGUUUGCAAGUAAUCUUGCCAGCUACUAUGGAUCUGGAAAAAAUGGCAUUGAGAGUCAUGAAUCUGACAUAUGAUCAUUUAAGUGAUAAUUGUGAAUUCUUCGAUUGCCCUACAAUACCUGCACAUUACGAUUUAGAUUUGAAGGAAUCCUGUAAAAAAGAAUGGCGUAUUAAAUUACAAUACAAAUAUGACAAUCGCGAUAAAAAGCCUCGCCCAGUUAUAGAUCCUGAAAAUGAAAAUGCAGUAAUAUUAGUACCAGAACCAGAAGAGUUCGCGUCAGAUGAAGACAUUCCCCAAGUGCCAUACAAAAAGCUAGAGCCUACUGCCAGUCAAUAUGCCUGUUCUGUAGAAGAAAAGUUAUACGCCGAAGCCAGAGAGCAGUUUUUGUUAGAUUUACCUCAAAAUGUAGUGAAUUUAAGGAAAUACGUAAUACUUGGUGGUGUAUAUCACAUAAAUUUGCUACACCAACCACCUCAACCUCAAGAUUAUGUUAUUUUGGAUUUGAAUAUUACAAGAUUAUUUGUUCCCAAGCAACUUGAGCACGUGGACUUCUUCACAAGUUAUACGCCUCCGGUGCCAUCAGAUCCCGACGUUAGAAAAGCACCAGAAGAGUUAGAGGAAGAGAUGAAGAAAAACGAGGAAGCAUUGGAUUCUUUAAUAUACAUUAGCUUAACGUGGCCUAAGCACGUGAUAUUUCUAGAGUUACCUCUAGUAUGUAUUUGGGAUGACAAAGAAAAGUACUGGACCAACAAAUAUAUUCACGAUUUAAAGCACAAUGAAGAGAAGGGAACGUUAUCAUUUAGAUCACAAGUUUUCGGAAUCUUUGGAUUAGCUUCGUUGAAAUAUAGUAAUUUACCAUAUCAAGCAUGGGAAAUAAAACCAGAAGAAAAUGGAUCAAUUAGUAUAUCGAUCACAUCGGCAAUAUUGAUUUUUGACUUCAACAUUCAAGAUGGGAAAAUAUGUCUAAUUUGGGUACAAAAUAGUCCAAAUGAUGCUUUGAAAGCAUACAUUGGAAAAUACAUGAAACUAUAUACGCUAAAAAAGGUAUUAAUAGAGACGGGUAUAAACAUAUUUCCUGAACACGAUGCAUUUUGUUACGUUGAAGGUUGUUGCGAGAAACAAUGGCCGAUGGAAAAGAAUCUUUACUGUAAUAUGGCAGCCUUGAGCGGCUGUUUUAAUUUUGCAUGGUCCAGAUGGAAUUUAACACUAGGUAGAAGAAGUAUCGUUUUAUUGAUGAGAGAAUACUCGUUCGAUAAAUCAAAACAAAAAAACUAUUCAACUCUUCUAGUUACCCCUACUAAUUCUACAAUAAUCAAUUGUACGGAAGUUAGUCAAGAGUUUUCGGAUGAACCUGUAGAAUCAAUCAAGUUUUCCGCCGAUUUGUACAACUUAAUGAAAACAAUUAGUGGAAUUGCAGUCAGAAAAAAAGUUGGAGAAUUUUCCAAAUUAAAUAUAUAUACAGUUUCCGAAUUCUUGAUAGCUACAAGAAUUUUGAGUUUCUCAUAA
Molecule: messenger RNA, 2922 nt
Organism: Diorhabda sublineata
Lineage: Eukaryota; Metazoa; Arthropoda; Insecta; Coleoptera; Chrysomelidae
Product: dynein axonemal intermediate chain 7-like
Exons: 19
Coding region: 1-2922 (973 amino acids)
Cellular component (GO): axoneme
Molecular function (GO): beta-tubulin binding; microtubule binding
Source: RefSeq, a predicted model, not a curated record